Messenger RNA from Thecamonas trahens ATCC 50062, 981 nucleotides. RefSeq names its product tRNA-dihydrouridine synthase. The record is from RefSeq and is a predicted model, not a curated record. The transcript has a single exon. Gene Ontology annotation, biological process: tRNA processing. Gene Ontology annotation, molecular function: flavin adenine dinucleotide binding; tRNA dihydrouridine synthase activity. Bases 1 to 981 code for a protein of 326 amino acids. NCBI's taxonomy places the organism in Eukaryota, Apusomonadida, Apusomonadidae.
AUGGCGACGAGCAAGCACGACCGGCUGAUGGAGCUGUUUUCUGUGGCGCGGCGGGAGGAGCGACCUCUAUACGUGCAGGCGCCCAUGGUCCGGUACUCGAAGCUCCCAUUCCGGCUGCUGGUGGCCGGGUAUGGCACCGACGUGGUGUACACGCCCAUGAUUGUCUCGGAUGCCUUCCUCAAGUCCUCGCUCUCGCGCGACUGCGAGCUGAUGACCUCGCCGGCAGAGACAGCGCCGCUGAUUGUGCAGUUUGCGGCGGCAAACACCCGCCAGUUUGUCGAUGCUUCGAGCAUGGUCUCGCAGUACGUGAGUGGCGUCGAUCUUAACUGCGGCUGUCCCCAGGGGUGGGCCAUGAGUGACGGACUCGGCUCGGCCCUCAUUGCCAAGCCCGAGCUGGUCAAGGACAUGAUUGCCACCACGGUGGCCCAGGCCGAGUGUCCAGUAACCGUCAAGAUCCGCCUCCGCGACACGCCCGAGGAGACCAUCGAGCUGGUUCGUAGGCUCGAGGCUGCCGGCGCGGCAUGGAUCACCAUCCACGGGCGGACGCCGGCAAACAAGCGCGGCGGCGACGUCGACUACGACGCCAUCGCCCUCGCAGCCUCGGCCGUCGGCAUCCCGGUCCUUGCCAACGGCGACAUCAACUCGGUUGCCGACGCCCAUUCGGUUGCCGCCGCCACAGGCGUCGACGGCGUCAUGUCUGCUCGCGGCCUCCUUGCCAACCCGGCCAUGUUUGCCGGCUUGGACUACACCCCCAUCGAAGCCGUCCGCGAGUACAUCCGCCUUUCCCUCGCCUACUCGGAGAAGUUUGUCCGCGUCCGCUACCAUGUCCUCACCAUGACCAGCGCCAUCCUCCCGCGCUGGGCCCGCUCUGCCCUCGCUGAAGUCCACACCGUCUCGGACAUCUUUGACCUCUUCCUCUCGCGCUUCAACAUCGACCUCUCGCCCGCUGCCGCCGAUCCCACCAACUCUCCUGCUCCGUGA